AUGGAUUGGCUACUGGAACUACCCAGCGAUUUGCAGCAUCAAAUUACUACAAUCACGCAGCAAAAUCCUCAAUCUCAACAGGUAUUUUCAGAAUUAUACACCUUUUUAACUGACAACAAACGGAGGAAAACUGAUGCUGCUGCAGAGAAUAAUGGCAAUGGUACUGGCGGAUAUGAAGAAUUGACACCAUCCUCCUCAGUUCAUCCGGAAUCCGUCAUAUUUGAAAUUCAACAAGUGUCGUUUUCGUCACCGAUUCGUAAACGAAUGAAUCUUACUUUCCAUUUAAUUGAACAGAAUGGUCAGGCAUUGCCAGUGAUGUCCAUAGUUAAUCCAGCUAAUGAUUCUCCGGAGUUGUCCUUUAUUAAUCUAAAACAUGCUAUCAAAUUGUGUCUUAUAUUGCCAAUAUUGGGCAAUUCAACAAACUCGCAAAAGAAGGGUAUUGCAUUGCUAUGUUUUUGGAUUCAUGAUCUGUACUAUAAUGAUUCUAAUGUGUCGAAAGAUCCAAUCAUUUGCCAGUUGAAUUUAGAUAUGAUUAAGAAACAAAUGAUUAAAAAUGGUAAAUUACCAGCCGAUAUUGAAAGCCAAUUUGACUUGUCCACCUACAAGAACGAUGUUGUGUUGAAUCCAAUACAGGAAAGAAUCAUUGAUUAUUUUAGACGCCAGUUUCAAUUAAUUGGAAUCAAUUUGGUCAAUUACUUACCUUGUCCCACUAUAUUCAAAAAUAAAUAUAUCGUAAAUGAGGAUACCGCAGUGGCAUUAACUGGUGAGAGAAGUAUCAAUCCUACUAUUAUAAUGGUUGAAUGUCACAAGGGAGCAAGAGAUGGCAACUUGAUCUUGUUGGAACAAAAUGAAUAUAAUCCUGCUUAUCUCAUUUUUGCAUUUAAAAAGCCAAUCUUAGUGUUUAAGUUGUCAAGGGUGUUACGCGCCAGUUACACAAGUAUAACUAAGCAUACAUUCAGUUUGAAUGUUGAUGUUCUCAACGACAGGGAUGAGGAAAGACAGCUUGAGUUUAGUAUGGUUGAUCAAGCUUAUUUCCAAAUCAUUGAUAAUUUCAUAAGACUUCAUGGGAUCAGCGACGACUCGUUUAAUGAUAGCAACAAAGAAAAAGAAACAGGUAAACCUAGUACAGGUGGUGGUGCUUCUGGAGAUGCAAAUGCUGUUACUGGCUCUGCUGCUGCUGGUGACGACGACGAUGAUGACGAGGAGGACGCAGACUUCGAAGGUAAUGAAGAAGGCAGUGAUGUUGCAGAAGAAUAUGAUAGUGCUGCAGAAAGUGCUGGUGAAGAUACACCAGACCACGAGGGAGAUGGCAAAAGUGAUGAUGUAUUUACUAAAUCGAAAGAAGAAUAA
Molecule: messenger RNA, 1350 nt
Organism: Lodderomyces margitis
Lineage: Eukaryota; Fungi; Ascomycota; Pichiomycetes; Serinales; Debaryomycetaceae
Exons: 1
Coding region: 1-1350 (449 amino acids)
Molecular function (GO): nucleosome binding; histone binding
Source: RefSeq, a predicted model, not a curated record